GUGCAUAAAGCUUGCGAAUUGAAGCUUAAAAGUCGAUUCAAACACCCACUCAACUGCGAUUAACACUAUCUGAACAAAUUGCACGCCUUGUCUUGCCUACCUAUCUGACUCAUGCUACUUUCUAUAAUUAUUUCAUAAACCCACGAGACGAUGGCAGACCCGCAACCUGGCCCGGGUCUCUCCUUCCCGACAGACCCCCAGGAGUUCGAACAGGACGACCGAAUCUCCUUCUCCAAGCUUGACAACAAGUACAUCGCGGUGCAGGAGGACGGGAGCGAGUUCGAGUGGGAUUCCCAGUUAAAGCGGUGGAUACCCGUAGUCGAUGAGGAUUUGCUCGCCCAGCAGCAGUUAGCUUACGGAGGCAGCGCGAGCCCCGACAACGAACCGAACAACGGUAGUAAUAGCUCUAGUAUCCCCAACAAAAAGCGUAAGACAGACCAGCCGAAUGGUCGUGGAGAUGCGCCUCGGGGUCAACAGCAACGUCCCAAGAAGAGGCAAAAGCAGCCACCGCAGCCGCGCCAGAACACGGCUAUCUACGUUACCGGCCUGCCCCUCGAUGUGACCGUGGACGAGGUGCACGAUGCGUUCUCGCGCAAAUGCGGCGUCAUCGCCGAGGAGAUCGAUAGUGGUCGCCCGCGAAUCAAGUUAUAUACAGACGAGAAGGGCAACUUCAAGGGCGACGCUCUAAUCGUUUUCUUCAAGCCCCAGAGCGUUGAUAUGGCCAUUAUGCUGCUCGACGACACCGAUUUCCGGUUUACCUCGUCCGGGCUUGCGAGCGGGCGCAUGCGCGUCCAAGCCGCCGACUCGAGCUACAAGAAGAUGAACUACGAAGGCACCAAGGAAGAUGGCAACGGAAACGGCGCGGACGAAGGUACCAGCGAGCGCAGCAAGCUCAUCCUAGGCGCGGGCAAGGCGCCCGACUGCGCGCGCGAGCAGGACAAGCAGAAGAUCAUCAGGCGGACGCAGAAGCUCGACGCGAAGCUCGCAGACUGGGACGACGACGACCCGUACGGGGGCCAGCUAGAGACGGGCGCACGGCGCGACCGCGUGGUGAUCCUACGACACAUGUUCACGUUGCGCGAGCUAGAAGAGGACCCAGCCGCCAUGUUAGAAAUCAAAGAGGAUAUCCGCGAGGAGUGCUCGAAGCUCGGGCCCGUGACCAACGUAGUGCUAUACGACCUCGAGGAAGAAGGCAUCGCAAGCGUGAAAUUCACGACGCCGGAAGCCGCCGAGGCCUGCAUCAACCUCAUGGACGGGCGAGCCUUCGACGGCCGCACGGUCCGUGCUACGCUUGCCACGGGGCGCGAGCGUUAUCGCAAGUCAGGCAAGAAGCAAGGCGAUGACGCGGAUGCCGAUGACAGCGAUGAUUGAUGCGUGGAUGAGUGGAUGGGUUUCUUGUUAUUGCUACUUACUUAAUAUUAUGAGGCCGCACUCACUUGUUAUGUAUUAUACGCCGAGGAGUGCUGCACCCCGCGGGAAGAGUUACGAUGUACGAUUACUUAGGGCUGGUAUUAGCGACUAGCAACGCUUGUAGUUUGCACGGUUUACUUGAAAAGUUACCAAAACGUAUUCCUCUGGGGAUGGUUUGCAAGAACGAUGGGGAAGAUUAUAAUAAUCAAGGAAGUGCUAUUUCUUAUACAGGUUGCUAGAGUUCAGUUAUGGGGUCGUGACUGAUCUCCAAGGUUGUCCUAUAUAGGUACCGAAAGUAGGGAUAUCAAGGGGGUCUUGCUGACUUAAGCUGAUGCAACGACUUAAGACAUAUGCCUACCUUAGAUAUACCAACAAGUGGACUUCUCUUGAGCAUCUGUCAUACG
This is a messenger RNA of Daldinia loculata, 1814 nucleotides long. RefSeq lists its product as uncharacterized. Gene Ontology annotation, cellular component: U2 snRNP; U2-type spliceosomal complex. The transcript has a single exon. Lineage: Eukaryota; Fungi; Ascomycota; Sordariomycetes; Xylariales; Hypoxylaceae. Gene Ontology annotation, molecular function: RNA binding. Gene Ontology annotation, biological process: mRNA splicing, via spliceosome. The coding region runs from base 151 to 1371 and encodes 406 amino acids. The record is from RefSeq and is a predicted model, not a curated record.